This is a messenger RNA of Dreissena polymorpha, 925 nucleotides long. RefSeq lists its product as uncharacterized. The transcript is spliced from 2 exons. The record is from RefSeq and is a predicted model, not a curated record. Lineage: Eukaryota; Metazoa; Mollusca; Bivalvia; Myida; Dreissenidae. The coding region runs from base 178 to 810 and encodes 210 amino acids.
UUUAUGCUAGCUUUGUUAUGCUUAAUAUUACUAGAGUCAGUAAUAAUACUUAAUUCUACAAAGUAACACUAAAUGUGAAUUAAACUGUUUAUUUACAAUGGUGGUAUGAGUACUCGUUUAACCGGAUUUAUAGAAUUGUAAGCUAUUUGUGUUUGUGCACACGUGCAUAGGUCACGAAUGGCACGUUCAGGAACAGUGACUCCGAUGAGUGUUGGUGCUAUUUCUUUACACUCUGAUGCAACAUCUAGCACACAAGGGCUCUCCGACGACCCGAGGGCAAAGCUCAUGUAUUACAUUGACAAAGUGUGUGGAGUCCUUAACUUGCGAGGGAUCGAUCCUUCAUUGGACAGGUACAUGGCGUACCACAAUUACAGAUCUGUAGACAAAAGCAAUCUGGACCAACUGUUGAUCCUGGCCAAUGCGUUUAGACCUCGUAGACUGCUUGGUAGUUGUCUCUUCAUCAAUAAUCAAAUAUGCGAUAAAGCCGGUUUUACAACGAUGACAUUUCCAAAAGUACCACGAAUAGAAAGACGGUUCAACAUCGAUGCAGACUUUGUGGAUAUUCCCACAGUGGGAAGGAUUGAAAUUACCAAAGUAAUGGUUGUGAAAACUUCUUGGUUAAGAUACACGUUCAAUGUGCCAUACGCAAUAAUAGAGCAACAGCUUCAGCGCUUUUGUCUAGAAGAGGAGGUAGAGGAAGAAGAGGAAGAGAUGGAGAAAGAUGAAGAUAAAGAAGACGAAGAUCGUAGUCGUCGCGAUGAUCUCAAGAAGAAACUUGACAAAGCGUGCUGUGUUUGCAUUAUGUGCUAAUACAUAAUGCUGCGAAAAUGUUUCUUAACAAAGUAAUUUCAGACUGAUUUUUGUUGAAAUAUAAUGAAUACUGCUCAGAUAAUAUGUUCAUUAGUAAUAUAUGUGUUGUGUUGUU